AUGCCCCUCCCAAUCCCACCGUUCAGCAUCCCCCUCCUCCUCCCCCUCCUCCUCCUCCUCCUCACCCCGACCCUCCUCCCGCAAGUCCACAGCCAAUACAUCUCCCCGAUCCCCGCCCUCCCGCUGCCCACCAACACCCCCAUCACCGCCACCUACCACGCCCCGACCCCCUUCCUCUCCGAGCUGUCCGCCCCGAAACUCUCCGCCGUCAACGCCAGCGCCUUCGAAUGGUGGUACUUCGACGCCGUCGCCGCCCACAACCCCAACCUCUCCGCCGUGGUCACCUUCUUCACCAGCAGCCCCGCCGCGUUUCCCCUGGCGCCCCGCAACGGCAGCUCCGUCGUCUGGAGUUAUGUCUAUGUGAGUUUGCCGGAUGCGCCGGCGGGUGAGGGGGGGGAUCGGGAUCGGGAGGGGGGUGGUAGCGGGGGGAAUGGGGGGAGUGGCGGGAAUGAUCGCGACGAGAAGGGUGAUCAGGAGGAGCCGGGGGACUUGGUGGGGAAGGGGUAUCCGACGGCCGGGGAUGGGCGCGUG
Messenger RNA from Aspergillus japonicus CBS 114.51, 531 nucleotides. RefSeq lists its product as uncharacterized. The annotation marks the transcript as partial. Lineage: Eukaryota; Fungi; Ascomycota; Eurotiomycetes; Eurotiales; Aspergillaceae. The transcript has a single exon. The record is from RefSeq and is a predicted model, not a curated record.